CUGCUCUCCCUCGGGCGGUCCCCGACUCCUUUCUUCAUGGCGUCGCUCCUGUGCUGUGGGCCCAAACUGGCCGCCUGCGGCAUCGUCCUCAGCGCCUGGGGAGUGAUCAUGUUGAUAAUGCUCGGAAUAUUCUUCAAUGUCCAUUCCGCUGUGUUAAUUGAGGACGUUCCCUUCACGGAGAAAGAUUUUGAGAACGGACCUCAGAACAUAUACAACCUCUAUGAGCAAGUCAGCUACAACUGCUUCAUCGCCGCGGGCCUUUACCUCCUCCUGGGAGGCUUCUCUUUCUGUCAAGUUCGGCUCAAUAAGCGCAAGGAAUACAUGGUGCGCUAGUGUACUGGUUGCCUUUACCCUCUCCAGCCCCCUCCGCUAUUUAAAGUCUCCCUGACCCGCAUCUGGGCUGCCCCACCCAUUCUGGCGUCCUCUGCUGGAUUUCCACGGCGAGAGACUGAAUCCCUGGUUCUCCAGUCUUUACCGUCCGGCCCAAGUCCAGGGAGCUCGGGCUGCCGCUCCCUGUCUCCCCAGCCCCCCUGGCCAUGUCCCGAUCCACAAUAAAGAGAACCAGCUCUCUUAA
Molecule: messenger RNA, 574 nt
Organism: Castor canadensis (American beaver)
Lineage: Eukaryota; Metazoa; Chordata; Mammalia; Rodentia; Castoridae
Gene: Rnasek
Product: ribonuclease K
Biological process (GO): nucleic acid metabolic process
Molecular function (GO): RNA endonuclease activity
Source: RefSeq, a predicted model, not a curated record